GGGUGUGAGAGAGGGAAACAGAUAAAUUGUGAGCAUCCACGUUGAUUCAGCCUCAUUCAACAGGUCUAACAAUGGAGUUCAAAGGAGUUUGUGUGCUGCUGGGAGUGCUGCUACUCACAACCGGCUCGUUUCAGCAGACUCCAGCAAAGAAGAAGCCAGUGAAAAAAGAUGCUGCCAUUGAUGAUUUACAGAAACAGAUCGACAACAUCGUCCAGGAGCUCAACCUACUGAAGGAACAGCAGGCCCUGCAGAGAGUCUGUUUAAAAGGCAAAAAGAUCAAUGGCAAGUGUUUCUUGGGUGACCCCGUGAGGAAACGUUAUCACGCCGCCAGCGAAGACUGCAACGCCCUGGGUGGAGUGCUCGGCACACCCACAUCCGUGGAUGAGAACGAUGAGCUCAGACACUACGUCCGCCAAAGCAUCGGCCCAAGUGAGCAGGUCUGGCUGGGCAUCAACGACAUGGUAACUGAGGGCACUUGGAUCGACCAGACCGGCAACAGCAUCUCGUACAAAAACUGGGACACGUCCAACGUCAGGUCCCCCCAGCCGGAUGGCAGCAUGUCCCAGAACUGCGCCGUCCUGUCGGUGGCCUCGCAGGGGAAGUGGUUUGAUGAGAACUGCCGUGAGGAGAAGCCCUCCGUGUGCCAGUUCAACAUUGUUUGACCACGUUUAGCUCACAAGUGACUGUUUGCUUGGUGCUAACAGCUUUGUGUGUGUCUGUGUGCGUUUACUCUCACUGCAAUGCUGCUUUUCUUUGCUAUCCUAAAAGGGGUUCGAGCCAGUGGUUCCAAAUUGGUUUUGCAUCAGAACCAAAGUCUGAUUUAGAAGUCACAAUCAGUUGCAUAAGAAGUGACAAAAGUGAUCCGCUGGUAUGUCAUUUAUGGCAUUCCUUGUGGUUGGAAGGAAAACAGGAAAACCAGAGUCCAGUUUGGAAUAAAUGAGGUUGUGUGGCUAUUCAAAGAUUUUAACUUCUGCAGCGUAAUCAUUUUAAAGAAAAUAUAAAUUGGAUUACCCAUGAUCAUGUAAUAAAAAGAGUUUGGGUGCUGGCACCAUCCACAAAUGAAAAACUGAUUUGCACACAGCUAUCACAGCAGCUCUGUGACUCACUGGCUGAGAACCACUGUUUAAACUUCUUUUAAUAAAAAGACUUACACAAAGCCAGAACUAUGGCUGAUAUUACAUUUUACCUUUUUUUAUUUUUAUAACUCAAUCUUAACUCAUUCCAGUUUGCUAGUCUUGUAGCCUGCUAUGACGUCUAGCCUACAACCUGUAAAGUUGCCAUCAAUAAACUACAAUACAUA
Molecule: messenger RNA, 1300 nt
Organism: Archocentrus centrarchus (flier cichlid)
Lineage: Eukaryota; Metazoa; Chordata; Actinopteri; Cichliformes; Cichlidae
Product: tetranectin-like
Exons: 3
Coding region: 72-662 (196 amino acids)
Biological process (GO): ossification; bone mineralization
Source: RefSeq, a predicted model, not a curated record